Dreissena polymorpha is the source of this 6138-nucleotide messenger RNA. RefSeq lists its product as uncharacterized. The transcript has 2 exons. Lineage: Eukaryota; Metazoa; Mollusca; Bivalvia; Myida; Dreissenidae. The coding region runs from base 1989 to 2681 and encodes 230 amino acids. The record is from RefSeq and is a predicted model, not a curated record.
CGUUUCCUAUUUACUUGAAGCGAAUAUGGCACUAUAUUAUUAAGUAUGUACACGUAACAAUUGAUAAGACUGUAUAAGGGACAUAGUCGCCAGAAGCCAAGUACGAUAUCAUACAAACAAGACGUUGAGUGGUAGUAGUCGAGACCUGUAGUGAACAUAUCCCGCCAACAGAAGGCGGCGUGCAGCCGAGCAGAACAAAGACUAGUAGGAUUGGAGAGGUACUUUUCCCGCCAAAAUCAGUUGGAAGCUUACAAGCAGUCGUCUAUGAUCGAUAAAGUCCGCAGGCGCCUCGUUAAAUUGAAUAACCUGCGCACGACAGGAAGGGCAGGUUAUAAAUCGCAAAAAGACCGAGGUUUUCCGAUAUCAGAUUUAGACAACGACGCGUAUAGAGACAUUGGCAAUAUUCCUGUGCUUACGGAUCGCAGUACGCAAAACAACCGAGGCGAAAAAUUCGGCUAUUCAAAAUAUCCGAUACAUGGAGUGUACUCAAAUAGAAAUAAACCUGUGCAUGACAAUGAACAGAGUUAUUUGAGAAGUGAUUGUAAGACAAGAACAAAGCUAACCAAGGGAUAUGAUCAUAAAUAUUUAAAUUCGCGUCAUGUAAAGUUAGAAAGUUUGCCGAUACGAAGCGGUAAAGUUGAUAAGAAUGAAAGCCUGCCGAUAAUUCCAUGCCAGGAGGAUUUCGAUAAGUUAAACGGUUCUAAUCGCUCUUUGAACGGAAAGGCGAAAUUGAAUGAACAUCAACUGAAGAACGCGAGUUAUAAACGAGCGAUUGCUUUAGCGAAAUCGGACCGAAUUGCGAGCGUUUACGUCGCAUUAACAGGACAAAAAGCGCGUUACACUUCAGCUGAAACUUCGUCACAAUCUCAUGGCCACAGGGCGGCCUACAAAACAGUGAGGUUUAUGAAUGGGGCCGAUGAUAAUAGCAUUACACCUUCGCCAUCGAAGACGGUUAAACCGCUAUUUACAACUAACACACGAAAACUGCAUAAUUUCGUGAAACUCGCAACCUUGAGUUCAGACAGGAAAUGAUAAAGAACAGAUAAUUAUGAUAGAGGAUGAUGAAUGUUGCUAUUCGGAUUUUAAAGUAAUGUGAAAAACAGCGGUAAUUAUUUCUCAUCGGUGUUUGUUGUACGCGUGUGUUAUUUACGCAAGAUCAAGAAGUGAUAGUGUGAACUAGUUUCAUUUUGUAGAGGGUAAUUGUUUUAUUAAAUGAACCGAACCUAUCGCUAGUAAAUCGUAAUACGGACAACUGAUUUUGUAACGUCAGUUUCGGGAUGUAUUCAUUAAGGUGUGAAGAAUCAGAGUUGAGACUUAACGGAUUUUAAAGCAAAGUAAAGAACACCUGCUGUGCGAACCUGAAGACUGUAUUGUGAUGUUAGCAAGCUGCUAAUUUGUGAUAACUUGCGCGGUUUCAGGAAGGUUUGAAUAAUAAAUAACACGGCUGCUUGGGGGAAGAAUAUGUUCCAGUAAACACGUGGUUCUUCACCUCAUAUCAAUAGGAGGCGAAUUUAGUUUCCGAUAUUUUCGUCAUCAUCUGCCUAGUAUCUUUAAUUAUCUACCGGUUAUUGUUUGAUGUGGAUUUCGGUGUAAAUACGUCAACAACCGAACUAAGUUGCACAAAAACGUUUUAUAUUUAGCAAUAUACAUAUAAUUAUGAGUGUGAGUGACUAAUGACUCUCGUACACACGCUACAAAAGUGGAAUCUUACAUAAUUAAGCGUUUUUUAUGUGUUUAUUAAAAAAAGUUUAUGUUUGACAAUGAUAGGAAUAAUAUCUGAUGACUGUAUUUAAAAAUGUUUGAAGUAAAUUCAAACCAUAAAUUAGAAAUACAAACUGUCAACAGCAAAGCAAUGCAGAUAAACGUUUAGUACAAGAAAUUAGGAAUUAAGGCAAUAACCAUUUGUGGUAAAUAAUCCAGCUAUCCUUGUUUGCAUAGUGCAUUGUUGAUGCGUUUGUGAUUGUGUUGGUCCGUGCUAAUUUAUAAACAUGGAAGCUCAGCCAGGUUCUCAAAUUGUGAAAAGUUCUUCAACUGAUAACGUUAAACAACCGCUACAUUCCAUUCUCGUGAACGGGAACACGGACGAUGAUUUUUUCAAGGUGGCAAAGUUUCGGCCCAGGGCAAAUACGGAGCCCACACCUCCAAAGCCCAAGUUACGGGUGCACUUUGAUCUUCCCGACAUAGUCGUGGAUGACUGUAGUGACAAUGAACAGGACGUCAUCGACACCUCGAGGCCUGAGGAAAUCAACAAAGAACUCGCUAAUACGGCAGAGGGGGCAUUUUUCGUCUUCAAAUCUCCACCGAGACAGCGUUCGAACACGUGUCCCAUUAACAUGUUUGGAGGAUCGAAACCUCGUAAAAACCGACCGCCUACCCCUCCACCUAAAGACAGAAUUCCCCAAGGGAAUCUCCAACGGUAUCCUUCGUGGGAAAAGGUGGACUUUGCUCCACAUACUCUGUGUAGUGUUGAAGAAGCAAAGGAAAUAAAUCAGGACAAUAAACCGUCGGGAUCAGAGUUGGAACACCGCUCGAGGAGGUCUUCCGCAAAUAAACAUGUAAAACCCCGGUCGAGUAUACCUGCGUCAGACUCUCCUUCCGGUUCACCUAAACGGACUCAUGUGAGGCUUAGCAACGGUCACGUCGCACAUAAGACUGGGAAUGCCAUUGAUAUUACAAGUUGAUCAGUAAUUGAUCCAAUUACAUACCUUUGAAAUUAAACGCUGUAUAUGGUUAUUUAUUUCACAAAAUGUCUUCUAAGUAUGUCUUUCUGUCACCAUUACAACGGUGAUCGUAUAAGUGUGUAGAUAAUGAAGAACUUAUGUCAUUCAAAAUAUGUUGUUUUAUAGCAUGGCUGUAUAUUGAUUUAUAAUCUCCCUUUAAAUUAUUGUGUACAUUAUCAUAGCAACGAAUCAAACAAUUGUGACUCUUUUAAGGUUUAAAUUACAAAAUUAUUAAUUAUCAUAUUAUUGCAUAUAACCAUCAGAGGUGUGAAGCUUCAAAUACAACUAUAACUAUAUAUAUGAUAGUUACAUGCAUACUGCGCAGGAGGCUUUAUAAUUAAUAAUGCGUUCUAUACCACUUUAUGUUUUUCGUAAAACAAUUCAUGCAAUUUAUUGUAAAAAAACUGGUUCGAUUUGAGCGGUACUUGUUAAGUGUUUACAUCUUAAGAGCUGUUUAUGCUACUUUGUCGCUAUAAUAAUGACAUCAAAUUGUCAUUUUUACAAAUGGUGAUUAGAGGGGCCCAGUUGUUGAUCAUUUACCUGUGACAUUUAUGGUCAGAUAUCACGGAAACAAACGUCAGUACAAUUUUACCCAUGUUUACGAAAUUGUUCUCAUGUUUCAUCUUUUCGGCAAAAUAGGAAUGAAAUGUAUACUAUUGCAUUAAAAAAUCUGCAUUAAAUUGAACUAUAUACAGUGCUAUAUUAUAAUAGUUAAUAUUAAGUUUUAAAGUUUUAAUGAAAAUCUCUAUACUUCGUGUAGAUACUUAAAAUGACAAAAAUACAUACAACCGUUGAAAAUCUGGUGUAAUUGACCAUCUCUUUUUAGGGUAUGGUAUGGGUAGGCCUAUCAAAUAACUGGCGUGUGUAUCACUUAACGUAAUGGCAUUCUGUAUGAAACAGACUUUUUGAAACUUAAAUAAUGAUUUAGAAAUAUUCAAUCGCAUUUACUGUUCGUUGUCUAAAUUGCACAUUGUGCAAAGUUUAUUUUAGAAAACGUAUUUCCAACCUGCUAUGAACUGCAUUUAUGCGUAUAUUUCGAUUUAUUAAUUGUUUUAAUAUAUAUAUAUUUAUUAUAUAUAUAUUUGACGAAUUCUACAACGCAUUAUGCAUGACGCUACACGCUUUUGUGACCUUUGCCCGCCUUUGUUAAGUUGUCGAUGUUAUCAGCUGUUUAUACCAUUCCCGACUUAAUGAAUUGCCGUUGAGACGACAAUUAUCAGGGAUAUAAUAGCACAUGAAUAAUAAACGAUACAUACUGAUAAAUAGUCAUAAGACAAUAUGGCUGCGCAUUAUGAACUACAUUCACAUGAUCAGAUUAGCUAAAAAGCAAUAUUAGGAAUAAUAAGUUCACUAAUUUGUGAAUAAUUCCUUUAUGUACCAUUGACACAUCCCGACACGAAUGUUGUAUAUGAAAAUUAUAAUACCGAUAGUUGUACAAGCUAUGGUCACGGUAUAGUAACGUGUAAGAUAAAUUUCUUUAUUGGACAAGGAGACAUGUAUUUUGAUAUAUUUUUUAAAUGUAAAUGUAGUUUGAACGUUUGACCUACAUGUUUUCACAUUAUUGAUCGAUUCGAAAAACAUCGGUCUGUCAACUGUUUCUGUUUCACUGUGUACUCAUAAUGUAUCUAUCUAGACCCGUGUUCACAUUAGGGAAGACUUCAGAACAUUCCUUUAACUAAAACAAUUAAUUAAGACUCUGGCAGUUUAUGUAUAUAAACAGGUAUAUGUUUAAAAGAGUUCAUAUUGCUUCACUGAUUAAUAUUUCAACCUUUUGUGAGAAGAAAACAUCCGUUUUCUUCAAGACUACUUGAUCUGAAAAUUUCCGUUAUGUACAACUUAAGUUUGAAUUUCCUUAAGGAGCUUUGUGAAAAAUGGCCCUAUAGACAUUAAUUAACAACCACGCCCUUCGUAUGUUCGUCAAAGGGUUAACAUUUAAUCGAUUAACUAUGUAGCCCUGUACGGUUUUUACCAUUUUAAAUAUAUGAGUCUUGUUCUGAGAAAACUGGGCAUAAUGCAUGUGCGUGAAGUGUCGUCCUAGAUAAGCUUGUGCAGUCCGCACAGGCUAAUCAGGGGCGACACUUUUCGCCUAAAUUGGAUUUUUGCUAAGAAGAGACUUCAUUUAAACGAAAAAUGUCAUAAAUGUGGAAAGUGUCGUCCCUGAUUAGCUUGUGCAGACGGCACAGGCUAAUCUGGGACGACACUUUACGUAAAUGCAUUAUUUUUCUCAGAACGCGACUCAUAUAGAAUUAUGGGUAAAUACAACCCUUUAUUAAUAGUCCUACUUUCGCCAAUUAUUACAUCGACAGACAAAAUGUUAUUUACCCUUAUUACUCUCGUAUUGUUUACCCUUAUUACUCUCGUAUUGUUAAUAGAAAGGAAUAACAUUUCAAUGAACCCUUUUCUGUAACAAUCUUAGAUUGGUCUUUAAAUUUUAUCAUGUUUAAGCAUAUUUGUUUUCAACUACUAUUGCUUUGCUCUCCCAUCCGUUUUAAUCCUUUGUGGAUAGUUCCGUUCAGACCAGCAGUAUUAUCCAGCGCUAGUUUUUAUUAAAUUUGAAUUAACUUACUGAUAAUUGCAUUUUUUUCUCUGCUCAUGGGACCAACAGUGUAAGUGACUUUGUGAAUGUUAAAAUCAUUGAAUAAUUGACCUAAUACUAAAGGUUGUUAUAGUUUGAACUUUAUUUGUAUCAUUGCGCAUUUUAUAUGUAUCUAAGAUUGUUUAUGUUACAAAAUAAUGCCUGUGUUGUUGUUUUUCAGCGUAUUUAUGUGGCACAUACUUCUUUUGCUGAGGUUGCAUGGAUAUAUAAACACAUCAAUACACCACUCAAUGAUGUAACAUAAAUGUCAAAUUACUAUAAAAAAAGAACACUUAAAUAUGAUAACAUCGCAAACGGAUAAUUUUAAUUAUGAGUUCUCAACAGUUAUGAAUCAUAAAUGAUUGUUUGUAGUAUUUAGUGUCCAAUAAUACUUGAUUUGUCGUGUAUAUGCCUCUGUUAAAACAAGUUACAAGCCCACACAUAAAUCGCAGAACACCGGGCUUUAUUCAUAUUCGAAUAAUAUCGUCCCAUGUAAGCCUGUGCAGCCCGCACAGGCUAAACGGGGACGACACAUUCCGUUUAUAUGGAUUUUUUUCGUUUAAAAGGAUUCUCCAAACGAAAAUGCAGUCUAGCUGAAAUUUUCGUCCCUGAUAAUUAUGUGCGGGUUUCACGGGCUAGUCUGGUACGAUACGUAACUCAAAUGCUAAAACCCGGUUUUCGCAGAAACCAUUGUUAUAAUAACUGCGUUCAAGAAUAUUUGUUGACAAUCAUUUAUAUCAAUUAGAAAUGUGCAGACAUCUAAGUAUGUACGAUAUCUGCCAGAAACAUAUAUUGCUAAAUAUGUAGUCAAGUAAUCGAAAAAAUACAGCGUGAUCAUCUCGA